AUGAAACCUCUCCUGGUUGUGAUUGCCUGGCUCUUCCUUUGGGAUCCAGUGACAGCAGGUUUAAACCCGCUAUCAUCAGAAAUGCACAAGGAAUGCUACAAAGGGGGCACCUGCAGACUCGAGUGCUACUCCAGUGAAAUGUUAGUUGCCUACUGCACCUUUCAGCUGGAAUGUUGCAUCACAGGAAAUCCUGAGCCCUGA
This is a messenger RNA of Microcebus murinus (gray mouse lemur), 201 nucleotides long. It is a transcript of the gene DEFB134, whose product is annotated as defensin beta 134. Gene Ontology annotation, cellular component: extracellular region. NCBI's taxonomy places the organism in Eukaryota, Metazoa, Chordata, Mammalia, Primates, Cheirogaleidae. Gene Ontology annotation, biological process: innate immune response. The record is from RefSeq and is a predicted model, not a curated record.